Molecule: messenger RNA, 2160 nt
Organism: Syzygium oleosum
Lineage: Eukaryota; Viridiplantae; Streptophyta; Magnoliopsida; Myrtales; Myrtaceae
Product: CDK5RAP1-like protein
Exons: 3
Coding region: 75-1937 (620 amino acids)
Biological process (GO): negative regulation of cyclin-dependent protein serine/threonine kinase activity; tRNA modification
Cellular component (GO): cytosol; mitochondrion
Molecular function (GO): tRNA-2-methylthio-N(6)-dimethylallyladenosine(37) synthase activity; 4 iron, 4 sulfur cluster binding
Source: RefSeq, a predicted model, not a curated record
CAAUCCCCCCUGCUUAUCUCUCUCUCUCUCUCUCUCUCUCUCUCUCUAGCUCGCUCUCUCGCUCUGCAACUGCAAUGGCGUCUUCCCUGACGUCGCUCUCCUCCAUCAGAAUCCCUAGGCGCUGCUGCCGCUUCGCGCUCGGGCGUCUCUCCUCCUCGUCGCCGCCGGCGCUCGCCUCGCGCCACUCGCCUUGGGGCCGCCGCCCGGCUCCGCGGCCGCGCAGGGCCUCGUUCUCUCUCAGUUUCUCGAGGAAACUCUCUCGGUCUUCCUUCUCCGGCGGCAGCAGGAGCUCCGAGGUCCCGAGCCUGAAGGACUUCAUGGCCGCGCGGUCCGCGGCGUCUCUCUCCGCCGCCGAAAUCCAGCCCGAUCUUGUACCAGCUGCUGAAGGUCUUUCAAAAGGUCGAAUUUAUCAAGAGACUUAUGGUUGUCAGAUGAACGUCAACGAUAUGGAGAUAGUCCUCUCGAUCAUGAAAAAUGCAGGAUAUAGUGAAGUUGUGGAUGUCCCUGAAAGUGCUGAGAUCAUCUUUAUCAACACCUGUGCUAUAAGGGACAAUGCAGAGCAGAAGGUCUGGCAAAGACUUAACUACUUUUGGUUCCUCAAGAGACAUUGGAAGAGCAAUGUCAAAAUUGGUAGGUCACAGUCGUUGCGCCCUCCAAAGGUAGUUGUGUUGGGAUGUAUGGCAGAGAGGUUAAAAGAGAAGAUACUAGAUUCUGAUAAGAUGGUUGAUGUGGUUUGCGGACCAGAUGCUUACAGAGAUUUGCCUCGAUUGUUGGAAGAGGUUGACUACGGUCAGAAAGGAAUCAAUACUCUUCUCUCACUUGAAGAAACUUAUGCCGAUAUCAGUCCAGUUAGAAUCUCUAAGAACUCUGUUACUGCUUUUGUCUCAAUAAUGAGGGGUUGCAACAACAUGUGCUCAUUUUGCAUUGUUCCUUUCACUAGAGGUAGAGAACGGUCACGCCCUGUUGAGUCAAUCGUAAGAGAGGUGGAAGAGUUGUCAAAUGAAGGUGUGAAGGAGGUGACACUACUUGGCCAGAAUGUUAAUAGCUACAACGACACGUCUGGACUUGAAAAAGACGUUGAACCUGGCACAAAUUGGAAAUUGAGUGAAGGAUUUUCCAGCAUGUGCAAGGUGAAAAAAAUGGGUCUGCGUUUUGCUGAUCUUCUAGAAAGACUCUCCACAGAAUUUCCUGAAAUGCGAUUCAGAUACACGUCCCCUCACCCUAAGGACUUUCCUGAUGAGUUACUGUACCUGAUGAGAGACAGGCAUAACGUCUGCAAAUACAUCCAUUUACCAGCACAAACAGGGAGCUCAACAGUGCUUGAGAGAAUGCGUCGUGGCUAUACCCGUGAGUCAUACCUAGACCUUGUGCAAAAGAUAAGGCAAAUUGUUCCUCAAAUGGGGAUAAGCAGCGACUUUAUUUGUGGUUUUUGUGGAGAAACUGAAGAGGAGCAUGAAGACACGCUUAGCCUUGUAAGAGCAGUUGGUUAUGAUAUGGCAUACAUGUUUGCUUAUAGCAUGAGAGAGAAAACACAUGCUAAUAGAAACUAUGACGACGAUGUUCCUGAAGAAGUCAAGCAAAGGAGGCUGAAUGAACUUAUUGAGGCUUUCCGUGAGAGUACAGGUCAGUGUUUUGAUUCCCAAAUUGGAAGCAUCCAACUUGUUUUGGUUGAAGGGCCCAACAAGAGAGCUCCAGACACUGAACUCAUUGGCAAGAGUGAUAGAGGCCACCGAGUGUGUUUUGCAAAACUCCCGGUCAUUGAUCAUGCCGAUAAUUCUACUUGCAAGAGAAAUCCUUCCGUUGGUGACUACGUAGAAGUCCACAUAACAAAAUCUACACGAGCUUCACUAUUUGGUGAAGCUCUUGCCAUUACAAAAUUGAGUUUAUUCCAUAGAGUCCAGGAUGAGGAGCUGGUUGCCUGUGAAAGCAGUGCUUAGAGAAUGCUAAUGUACCAAUGUGCAUAUUGAGUUAGAUUACGUCUCUGAAAUGUCAUAAGCUGCUUGAGGAUGGCUCGGCUGUUUUCUGUUGUCAAUUGGGAACGUGCCAGCCAAUGAAAAACUCAAACCGAGAUGAUGUGCGGCACGAAAUUCUUCAAUUGCAGAUGUUGAGCAGAUCAGAGUAACGUCCAGAGGAGACUCGAACGACAUCUACAUUCAUCUA